AUGGCAGACAAGGCCGCGGACAAGUACAUUCAGGUCCGCAAGAUUGGCGCCGGCGCCUUUGGUGAGGUUCACGUCGUUGUGUUGCGUGACGACGUCGCAGGCGACGGCCGGCCGCGGCUGGUGCGCAAGACGAUUCCACUUGCAGGCGGGUGUGGGAGCGGGCGGCGCGACAACAAGAAGACAGAGGCUGCAGAGGCGGCACGCGAGGUGCGACUUCUCGCCCAGCUCGACCAUCCGCACAUUGUUCAAUUUGUCGAAGCGGUGCGGAAUGCCGAGGCCAUGCAGAUCGUGAUGGAGUACUGCCCGGGCGGGGAUCUUGCGGGCGUCAUUGCAAAGGCACGCAAGGCGCGGGCGCCGCAAGUCGGAUUUUCUGAGGCGCGCAUCAUGCGGUGGACGUGGCAGAUCGGCUCGGCGCUCGAGUACCUCCACGCCCGGCGCAUUCUCCACCGCGACCUGAAGGCUCACAACGUGUUUGUCACUGCGAGCGGCGAUGUCAAGCUCGGCGACUUUGGCAUUGCGCGCCGCCUAGCCUCUCACGACUUGGCAUCGACCAUGAUCGGCACGCCACUGUACAUGGCGCCCGAGGUGCUGGCCGGCAAGCCGUACGGCUUCAAGUCGGACGUCUGGUCGCUCGGCUGCAUCGUCUAUGAACUUGCUUCGUUCAAGCACAUUGUGUCGGCACGGUCGCUGCCCGAGCUGCGCGCCAAGGUCCUCCGCGGCGCCAUUCCGGGCAUUGGGCCACAGUACUCCCGCGAGUUUCGCUGCCUUGUCCGCAGCCUGCUCUCGCGGAGUGUCGCGUCGCGGCCAACUAUCGCCAAGGUCAUGCAGAGCGACGCAGUCCGCACCUGGGCACCUGCUCCGCUCCGGCGAUCCAAGUCGGAACCGGCCCGAAACAUUGUCUCUCGCGUUGCUGCGCCACGGGCUAGACGGCGGGCGAGCCUCAGCGGCGGGAGCGUGCCCGGCUGUGCGCCGGGUCGCGCGGCUAAAGCCGCAGCCGUAGCCUCCGCGCAGCAGCCUGUUCCGGAUCCGCCGCAAAACGCGCGAGAUGCGGUUCUCGCCCGCAAAGAGGCCCGGCGGCGUGCUGACGAGGCCGCGAGGCUGGCGGAUCUGGAGGCUGCCCGCCGCGAGUACUUUGAAGAACGGAUCGAUGCCCGGGCCCGCAAGUGGGGCGCGCAGCCGCGCAGCCGUCGUCGGCGACAGUGGAUGCCGCCGCAGCCAACACCGCGCCUUCCGGUCAUCGCCGACACCCGCGCGCCGUCGCCGGUUGUGGCGUGGGAAGCGGCCGAGCCCGUCGGAGAGCAGCUAGUCCAGCCGGAGCCAAUCUCAAGCGACCGGCGGCCGCGAUAUGCACCAUCAGCGGCGCCAGACUCGCCGUCGGCGUGGGCUGAGUUCCCGGCUGUCGCCGGACGGCUCCAGUCGCGAGUGCAGCAGCUGCGACAUCGACUCGCGAGCCUCGUGGGCAACAACGCCAGCGUUGUCGCCGAGCGCGCCAUGUGCAGCCUGGCGCCUGAAGCGGCAUUGCUGCCAUUGUGA
Molecule: messenger RNA, 1533 nt
Organism: Thecamonas trahens ATCC 50062
Lineage: Eukaryota; Apusomonadida; Apusomonadidae
Product: NEK protein kinase
Exons: 2
Coding region: 1-1533 (510 amino acids)
Biological process (GO): protein phosphorylation
Molecular function (GO): protein kinase activity; ATP binding
Source: RefSeq, a predicted model, not a curated record